This is a messenger RNA of Acanthosepion pharaonis, 3621 nucleotides long. The record is from the annotation of a GenBank genome assembly. Lineage: Eukaryota; Metazoa; Mollusca; Cephalopoda; Sepiida; Sepiidae.
AUGUUAUGCCUCGUAAUUCGUGAAGAAGAAUAUGAAGAUAAAUGCAUUCAUUUGGCUGUGAUGUACAGUGUAAUAUCUACCACCCAAGGUGCUCCGAUUCCUUAUAUUUUCUUUUUUAUUUCCUUUCCUUUCUUUCUUUCUUUCCCUUUUCUUCCUUUCUUUCUUUCAUUUUUUCUUUCUUUCAUUUUUCUUUCUUUCUUUCUUUCAUUCUUUCUUUCUUUCUUUCUUUUAUUUCGUUCCCUUUUCCUUUUAUUCUUUUUUCUUUCUUUCUCCCUUCCUUACUUUGCCUCCUUUCUUUCAUUUGUUUUUUUCUUUCUUUCUUCGUUUUUUUCUUUCUUUCUGUCUUUCCUUUUUCUUCCUUCUUUUCUUUCAUUUGUUUUUUCUUUCUUUUUUCUUUUUUCUUUCUUUCUUUUUUCUUUCUUUCUUUCAUUCUUUUUUCUUUCUUUCUUUCUUUCAUUCUUUCCAAUUGAUUCCUUAUAUUUCCUUUUUUAUUUCCUUUCCUUUCCUUUCUUUCUUUCUUUCUUUCCCUUUUCUUCCUUCCUUCCUUUCAUUCUUUCUUUCUUUCUUCCUUUUGUUUCUUUCCCUUUUCCUUCCAUUCUUUUUCUUUCUUUCUCCGUUCCUUACUUCGCCGUUUUUCUGUCUUUUUUAAAAGAUUCCUCAUUUUUUCCUAGUCCUUUCUUUCUUUCUUUCUUUCUUUCUUUUUUUCUUUCUUUCUUUCUUUCUUUCUUUCUUUCUUUUCUAAUAGAUUCCUUAUAUUUCCUUUUUUCUUUCCUUUCCUUUCUUUCUUUCCCUUUUCUUCCUUUCUUUCUUUCAUUUUUUCUUUCUUUCUUUCUUUCUUUCUUUCUUUCAUUCUUUCAUUCUUUCUUUCUUUUAUUUCUUUCCCUUUUCCUUUUAUUCCUUUUUCUUUUUUUCUCCCUUCCUUACUUCGCCGUUUUUCUUUCUUUUUUAAAAGAUUCCUCAUUUUUCCUAGUCCUUUCUUUCAUUUGUUUUUUUCUUUCUUUCUUCGUUUUUUUUCUUUCUUUCUUUCCGUUUUCUUCCUCCUUUUCUUUCAUUUGUUUUUUCUUUCUUUCUUUCAUUCUUUUUCUUUCUUUCUUUUUUUCUUUCUUUCUUUCUUUUCCAAUCGAUUCCUUAUAUGUCCUUUUUUCUUUCCUUUCCUUUCUUUCUUUCUUUCUUUCUUUCCCUUUUCUUCCUUUCUUUCUUUCAUUUUUUCUUUCUUUCUUUCUUUUAUUUCUUUCCUUUUUCCUUUCAUUCUAUUUUCUUUCUUUCUCCGUUCCUUACUUCGCCGUUUUUCUUUCUUUUUUAAAAGAUUCCUCAUUUUUCCUUGUCUUUUCUUUCAUUUGUUUUUUCUUUCUUUCUUUCUUUCUUUCUUUCCUUUUUCUUCCUUCUUUUCUUUCAUUUGUUUUUUCUUUCUUUCAUUCUUUUUUCUUUCUUUCUUUCUUUCUUUCUUUCAUUCUUUCCAAUCGAUUCCUUAUAUUUCCUUUUUUAUUUCCUUUCCUUUCCUUUCUUUCUUUCUUUCUUUCUUUCUUUCUUUCUUUCUUUCCCUUUUCUUCCUUCCUUCCUUUCAUUCUUUCUUUCUUCCUUCCUUUUAUUUCUUUCCCUUUUCCUUUCAUUCUUUUUCUUUCUUUCUCCGUUCCUUACUUCGCUGUUUUUCUGUCUUUUUUAAAAGAUUCCUCAUUUUUCCUAGUCCUUUCUUUCUUUCUUUCUUUCUUUCUUUCUUUCUUUCUUUCUUUCUUUCUUUUCCAAUCGAUUCCUUAUAUUUCUUUUUUUCUUUCCAUUCCUUUCUUUCCCUUUUCUUCCUUUCUUUCUUUCAUUUUUUCUUUCUUUUAUUUCUUUCCCUUUUCCUUUUAUUCUUUUUUCUUUCAUUUGUUUUUUCUUUCUUUCUUUCUUCCUUACUUUCUUUCUAUCAGUCUUUUUCAUUUUCUAUAUUUCUCACACUCACUUUUUCUCUCUCUCUUUUCUCUGAUUGUUUUUCAUUCUUUCCGCACUCACUUUCUCACAUUAUUUUCAUCUUUCUCUCUCACACACUCGCUUUCUCAUUCCCUAACUUUCUCUUUUUCUCUACACUCUGUUUCUCACUUUUUUCUCUCUCUUUUUCUAUUUGCUUCUCUCUCUCUCUCUUACAUUCUCUUUUUCACACACUCUCUCUUUUCUUCUAUGUCUUACUAUCUGCUUCUCUCUUUCCCUCCCUCUCAUUCUUUCUACCUUUCUGUCUUUCUUACACUCACUUUGUCUUUCUCUCUCUGUCUCUCUUUAAUUCUUUCUCACACUAUCUUUCUCACAUUAUUUUCAUCUUUCUCCCUUUCUCACACUCUUUCUCAUUCCCUAACAUUGUCUUUUUCUCACACUCUGUUUCUCACAUUCUUUCUCUCUGUCUAUUUCUCUUUCACCCUCUGUCUUAUUUUCUCUUUUUCUCACAAUCUCUCUUUCUCUCUAACUCUUUGUCACUAUCUUUCUUUCUCUUUCUCGCGCUCUCUUUCGGUUUCUCACACUUUAGAUCUCUCACUUUCUCUUUUCUUUUCUUUUUCUCACACGCUCACUCUCCUUCCCUUUCUAUCUCUCUUUGCCAUCUACUAUUUUUAUGAUUUAUUCUAUUUUUCCCAUUCUCUAUCUCUGUCUUUAAAUAUUAUGUUUCCUUUAUUCCGCUCAUUCUUUGUUUCUUUUCUAUUUUCCUCUCCAUCUCUCUCUUAUCUAAUGCCGAUGGCGGGAAAAAUCGUGACUUCAUCUGUCGCCGUUUUCUGUCUUUCAUUUUUAUUUUCAUUCUUUUUCUCAUUUCUCCUUUUUCGUUCCCCUUUCUAUCAUCGUUUUCUUUUUCUUCAUUCUUUUUGUCUGACAAUAUUUUUACUGAAUUCAAAUGAAGGUCGCUAUCAAGUUAUCUUUUUCUUUUUUUCUUUCUUUAUUGAUUGUUUCAUCACAUUAUUUUUCCUUUCUUUCUUUUUACUUUUUAUUUCUUAUUUCUUUCCUUUUUCUUUUCUUUAUUUUAUUAAUUGUUUUUUUACUUUGAUGGUACCUUUAUAUUUUAUUUUUCUAUUUGUCUUCCUUUUCCUUAUCUUCUCCUUUACUUUUCGUUUCACGUUUUCUGUCUCUUCUUUCUUUCUAUUUUUCAUCAUUUCUUCUUCCUUUCUUUACUUUCUUACUUGUAUCUUUCUUUUCUUUUUCUCUCUUUCUUUUAUGUUUUUCAUUUCUUUCUUUUUGUCUUCUUUGAUUCUCCCGUUUUUUGUUUUUUUAUUCUUUUCAUUCAAUUAUCUUUCAUUUCUUCAUUUUUCAUUUACAUUAUGUCUUACCUUCCGGAUGUUACAUGUUUAUCCAAUUUUCUUUUUCUUUCAUUUUCCUUCAUUCGUUUUUUUUCGUUUUUCGUUAACUAUUUUCUUCAAUCAUUCAUAUUUAAAUACUUCCUUCCUCAUUCUUUGGUUUGCUUUUUCAUUUGAUUUCUUCUUCGCUUCAAUAUUGUUUCCAUCUUUUUUCUUUCCAUUGUUUUUCCUUCAUUUCUUGUUUUUCUGUUGUUGUUUUUCAUCAUUCUUUACUUAUGAUCUUCAAGUGACAUUCGAAUUUCUUUUCUUUUACUUCUUUCUUAAUUUUUUCUUUCUUUUUCAUCUGCUUUUUCUUUCUUUUUUUUCCUAUUAG